Colletotrichum orchidophilum is the source of this 303-nucleotide messenger RNA. RefSeq lists its product as uncharacterized. Bases 1 to 303 code for a protein of 100 amino acids. The record is from RefSeq and is a predicted model, not a curated record. Lineage: Eukaryota; Fungi; Ascomycota; Sordariomycetes; Glomerellales; Glomerellaceae. The transcript has 2 exons.
AUGCGCUUCUCCACCCCCCUCAUUACUGCUCUGCUCGGCACGGCCUUGGCCGCGCCCCACGAUUUGAUUCUGCAGCGCACCCCUCAACGUAUCGCCCAAGCCGACUACCAUAAGACUAUCGAGCAGCGUGAGCCGCAGCGCAUCGCCCAAGCCGACUAUCAUAAGACUGUCGAGCAGCGUGAGCCGCAGCGCAUCGCCCAAGCCGACUACCAUAAGACUGUCGAGCAGCGUGAGCCGCAGCGUAUCGCCCAAGCCGACUACCAUAAGACUGUCGAGCAGCGUGAAUCCCAACGCAACGCCUAA